Messenger RNA from Selaginella moellendorffii, 600 nucleotides. Its product is annotated as telomere repeat-binding protein 1-like. The transcript has 3 exons. The coding region runs from base 110 to 448 and encodes 112 amino acids. The record is from RefSeq and is a predicted model, not a curated record. NCBI's taxonomy places the organism in Eukaryota, Viridiplantae, Streptophyta, Lycopodiopsida, Selaginellales, Selaginellaceae.
AGUGACGGAUCGUUCUCUCCAUCUUCUUCUUCUUCCAGAUGUCGAGCAAGCAGGAGCCAUCGUCCAGCAUCCGACACUGGGAGGGGACAACUCGUCGCAGAGCCUGGCUAUGGUUUCGUUGCGGCAGAAGCAGCUCACCAUCGAAGGCACCAAGCGCAGGAUACGAAGGCCCUUUACAAUCUCUGAGGUGGAAGCUCUUGUCUACGCCGUGGAAAAGCUCGGCCUUGGAAGAUGGCGUGACGUGAAGCUGUGGGCUUUCGAUCAAGCCAAGCACCGGACUUACGUCGACUUGAAGGACAAGUGGAAGACUCUAGUUCACACGGCACGGAUUGCGCCGCACCAACGCAGGGGCGAGCCCGUCCCUCAGGAGCUACUCGAGAGGGUGAUACGAGCUCAAAACUACUGGACGGCGAGGCAGGCAAAGCAGCAAGCCGAGCUCGAUUUCUAGACAUUCUUUCUCCCAUUUUGAUUUAUCUUAUAUCUCUAUACUGCACAGCUCCACAGCUAAACAGCUAAGCUCGCUCGCAAAGUUUUUGCAAGCAGUUGUGCAUGCGGUUGUAAGAGGCCGAGCAGCGGUUGAACUGAAACAUGCCUUCAACU